AUGGCGGAACAGCAGGAACAGGCGAAGGAAGAACUGGUGGCCGCAAACCAGCCGGCACAUCGUGACCGGGAGGAGGAGCAGAAAGCAGAAACCGCCGCCGCCCCGACCGUCGUCGACGACGACGUGCCAGUCAAGGCAGAUAGUCCAGCCGUUGAACCGCGUGACUCCGCCGACGAACCCCCAGCAGCCCCAGCACCACCCCCGGAUGAUAAGGUAGCCGAGGAACGGCCGGGUCGGGUGGCAUCACCUGCCUCACCGAGCGCCUCCCGAUCUUCACCGCCUGCGCAGUCGCCAGCCCACGACGGUGAUGCGUGCGAGCCGAACGUGGAAUCGAAUGCUGCGCCAUCGACGGCCAAAGAACCGGAUGAUGUUGGCCACGACGACCGGUCACGGGAGGAGCCGACGGCGACGGUGGCGGUACCCGGUGAACGUUCCAGAUCGACAUCACCGGCCACCGUAGGGGGGAAAGUCGCUGAGGAGGCGACGACAGAGGAGAAGCAGGAGCAGGAGGAGCAGGAGGAGCAGGAGGAGGAGGAAAAUGUAGCUGCCGCGAAGCAAGACUUGCCGGAGAAGCAAACAACCGACCCCACAGCCGCGGCUGCAGCAGAAACGGGCGAAGCAGCCGCAGCAGUUGCCAUGGAAGCGGAUGACGUGGAGCACAGGGUGCCACAAGCCGGCGACGAUGCUGACCGCCACGGCAACAGUCAAGACGCAGCAGCCACAGCGCCGGUAGUACAACCCGGUGCAGCUGUUGCACGGGCAGAGCACGACGAAAAGAAACGUAAACGCCAUUCGCCCGAACGCAGCAACCAUAGCAGUGAAGAGGGCGCCGACGGUGGCAGAAGCAGAAGUUGCAGCACUGGCGGUAGCAGCAGCGACGACGACGACGAGAGCACUCGGUUAGUGAAAAAAGUGAAACUGGACGAGACGGCAGAGAAGGACAACGAGUCGCAACAGGAGGCAGGUGACCACCAUCGAGAAGAACCGAAGAAGCAGCAGCCGCAGGGAGUCGAAGUGAACUCGCUGCCCGUGCCCGGAAAGGAGCUGUCGGCGACGGACGACGGUGAACGGCGACGGGAUAGUGUCUCCGCACCACCUUCGCCUCGUCCCGUUUCGGUGCCGAGCGAACAGGACGCCCCCAGCAGCAACGUGAUGGAGCACUCCGGGGAAACGGAAAAUGUUUCGCCACGGCCCGCGCCUUCACCAACGCCCCCCACACCGGCACCAGUCGCCCCGGUUGCAGAAGCACCCGCGGUCGUCGAUGUUCCGGCUUUGCUCGGGAGGGAGCCGGUUACCGUGCCCCCUAAGCCGGUUGCCGUGCCGUUACCGUUGCCGAAGGACGUGAAGAAGGCUGGUGGUGGGCUGGUGUCCAAGAUACCGCUCGAUACGGGCCGGCUGGAGGCCGACCUGCAGUACGCCAAACGGCAGCUGGCCGACGUUCGCUCGAAGUACGACGUGACGCGCAAGGAGCUGCACGCCACCAAACGCAAGCUGAAGCGCAUCACGGCGCGCAUGAACGGUGGCAACGCUGGCACGGGAAGUGGCUCGAGUGGAUCGGGCCCCGGCUCGGGCGGUAAUUCGCCACAAGGGGCCGGUGGCGGGGCCCCGGCCUCGUCCGACGACGAUCGCAAUCGCAAGUGGCGCGAACCGAUGAUACUGUCGGCGAUGAAGAUUAAGGCCGCGAUGGGCAUCCAGGCGUACAAGUCGUUGAUCAAGGACGGGGAACUGUUGCUGCCCAGUCUGCGGACCAUCACGCGCUAUCUGGAAUCGCUCCGGAAAGCGUCCUCUUCCGGCGGCGGGAUCACCGGUGGCGCUGGAGAGCAGCUCGGUGGUGCACCGUUGGCUGCGGCCAUCGGAUCUUGCGCAAUGGUGGUGGAUGACGACGACGGGGACGAUGACGACGAAGAGGAUGACGGGCGUCGUGAGGACAGGCAGGGGAAGCAGCAGCACCAGAUGGUGGCACGCGGGGGUCCCGUCGGUCACAAAGGAGCCAAAACGGGAGUCAACGGGAGUCGGCGUGUGGUGGACCAUAACCGGAACGAGCAGCGACAGCGCGGAGACCCGGCACUGGAAUCGGCCGUCGGUGCCGGUGCUCAUCAGCUGUACCAUCGGUCGCAUCACUAUCCGCACCACGGGCCACGGGAUGUACAGGAAGUGGACCAGAUGUCGCGUCAAAUCAAGACCGAGCACGAUCCUGUCAGCUUUACCGCUUCGCCCGAUAUCAAUUACUACCAGCACAACGCGGAUGACGAUGAGGACGAUGACGAGGACGGCUAUCAGAAUCCGGCCUCGCUGCUGCAGGACAGUUGCUACGGUGUUGGUGCGGCAACUGGCGAUGGCAAUCAAGCCGGCGGACACUACAACCAGCAUGCAUCGAACCAGCAGCAGCAGCAGCCGCCGCAACAACAACAAACCCUGUCCCAGACCCAGAUCGAGUUUCUCAAGUCGAUGGUGGGCUUCCGCAAGAAGUGGACACCGUACGAGCUGCGGAUGUGCAACGACGUUCGGCGGAUCAUCGGCAGCCGGGAGUACGAUUCGUUGCGGAAGAACGACGGCAUGCCGUUGCCGAGCGUGAAAACGUUGCGCAAGUACCGGCACGCGGCCCCGCUGGAGGAUGUGGACGCGAUCGGCCGGAAGCGCAAGCUCCACGAAGCGCUGGACGAUUCCUCCUGCCAGCCGCAGAUCGGGACUCCGUACGGUGGUGGUGGUGCCGGUGACGACGGUCGGCUCUUUUCGUAUGGGCGUUCCGCGAAGCGACGGCUAAAGGCGGAGCACGAUCCGGACGGGCAGUUUGACGCCCGGAUGCUGACGCUGGCACAGAUCAGCUUCCUGCAGACGCUCUCGCUGAACACGAAGGGCUUCUCCGACUAUGAGCUGCAGCGGUCGCUGGAACUGAAGAACGAGCUGGGCUGCAAGAACUACGAGCUGCUGCGGCAACAGGAGUUCCUGAACAUUCCGACGCUGGCGAUGCUGACGCGCUACGAGCAGGACAACGGGCUGGAGGAUCUGUCGCGGUACGCGGAGGCUGCCGCCGAGGAGGAGGAAGAACCGCACGACGAAGCGGAUGGUGGUGGGGGUGAUGGUGGCGACCACCGGCAGCAGCAGCAGCAGCAGCAGGAAGUCGACGAGCAGCAAGCCCGGGAACAGCAGCAGCAGCUGGAGCUGUACAAUCGGCUGACGCAAGCGGAUCCCGCCCGGCACCCACUGUUCGAUAGCAUCGCUGACGAUUCACCGCCCGGUGAGGGUACCGGCGGCGGUGGUGGCGAUCACCCCGGCAACGUAACGGCGGCUGCCAUCGCGGCGGCCAUGGUUGCGGCGGCUGCCGGUCUUAAUCCGCUCGAUCUGAACGGGGGUUCCGGUGGCGGCGGUGGCACCGGGGACGACUCGUCGCUCAGCAUUUUCGAGCAUCACUCGAUCUUCGACAAGGAUACGCCCUCCUUCGACAUGACGAAGUUGUCUCCGGCGCACGUCGAGUUCCUGAACACGCUGCCCGAGAAUCCGAAACGCUGGACGCAGGAGAUGAUCAACUCGGCGCUGGACAUCAAGAAUGAGAUCGGUACGCGAGACUACGAGAUCCUGCGCCGGCAGGGCAUUCCGCUGCCGGCCGCACGAACCCUGCGCCGCCACAAGGACAUUCGAAGCAAGGCGGACCGGGUCGGGGGCGAACCCGGCGAACUGUUGCCGCCCCGGAGCGGUGCCACUACGCCGGCGCCCGCUGGCAUCGUUGGCAGUGGUUAG
Molecule: messenger RNA, 3738 nt
Organism: Anopheles bellator
Lineage: Eukaryota; Metazoa; Arthropoda; Insecta; Diptera; Culicidae
Exons: 3
Coding region: 1-3738 (1245 amino acids)
Source: RefSeq, a predicted model, not a curated record